AAAUGUCAAGUGCUGAAGUGUAAAAUGUCAACCAUCACUGUAUGUUGGAAUCUAAUCCGAAUAAAAAUUGUCGUGAGCUUAGAAUAUCCAGGUGAUGCAUGAUAGGAACACAAGCGACUUGGGUAUGGAAGAUUUGAGGCAGAGGAUUUUGGCAGCCACCGACGAGAUGAAACGGACUCUUUCAACAAAAGUGACAGUGACCCAACUACGUCGUAAGCUACGUGCUUGCAUACGUAACAAUGGCAGGCAAUUUGAACAAGAUUUAUAGUUUUUAAUUACCAACGUUGUGUUUGUUCCAUUAAUUCUUUAUAAAGUACAUGUUUCUCUUUAAUUAAUUAGAUUUCAAACUUUACCGAGCUCAUUUAAUUUAAAAAUUUAGUUGUACCUACAGUACCCUUUGUACG
This is a messenger RNA of Acanthoscelides obtectus, 404 nucleotides long. The record is from the annotation of a GenBank genome assembly. NCBI's taxonomy places the organism in Eukaryota, Metazoa, Arthropoda, Insecta, Coleoptera, Chrysomelidae.